CACAACCGGUUCCUGGGAGCCCUAGUGGCGCGAUGUGGUUUAUGCUGCUGCUGGUGUCCGUGCUCCUGUUGGCGGUCCUCAGCAAAGUUUACCUGUGGCUUUUCCCGGAAAGAUCCCCGAACCCCUUCGCCAGGGAUGUCAAGCGGCCACCUGCGCCCCUGGUGACCAACAAGGAGGCCAGGAAGAAGGUUCUCAAACAAGCUUUCUCAGUCAGCCAAGUGCCAGAGAAACUGGAUGCAGUGGUAAUUGGCAGUGGCAUUGGGGGCCUGGCCGCAGCUGCGAUUCUGUCUAAAGCUGGCAAGAGAGUCCUGGUGCUGGAACAACAUACCAAGGCAGGGGGCUGUUGUCAUACCUUUGGAAAAAAUGGCCUUGAGUUUGACACAGGAAUCCAUUAUAUUGGGCGUAUGCAGGAGGGCAGUAGUGGCCGUUUUAUUUUGGACCAGAUCACUGAAGGGCAGUUGGACUGGGCUGCCACAGCCUCACCUUUUGACAUAAUGGUACUAGAAGGGCCCAAUGGCCGAAAAGAGUUCCCCAUGUACAGUGGGACAAAAGCAUACAUUAAAGGCCUGAAGGACAAGUUUCCCCAGGAAGAAGCUGUCAUUGACAAAUUCAUGAAGCUGGUUAAGGCAGUAUCCAACGGAAGCAUUUAUCUCGUCCUGUUGAAAGUCCUCCCGUUGCCAGUGGCUCAGUUCCUCAGCAAGUGUGCGCUGCUAACUCGUUUCUCUCCAUUCCUCCACGCAUCCACCCAGAGCCUGGCUGAGGUCCUACAGAAGCUGGGGGCCUCCCCUGAGCUCCAGGCAGUACUCAGCUACAUCUUCCCCACUUAUGGUGUGACUCCCAGCCACACCACCUUUGCGAUGCAUGCUUUGCUGAUUGAUCACUACUUAAAAGGGGCCUUUUAUCCUCGAGGGGGUUCCAGUGAGAUUGCCUUCCAUACCAUCCCUGUGAUUCAGCGGGCUGGGGGUGCUGUCCUCACAAGGGCCACUGUGCAGAGUGUGCUGCUGGACUCAGCUGGGAAAGCCUGUGGUGUCAGUGUGAAGAAGGGACAAGAGCUGGUGAACAUCUAUUGCCCCAUCGUGAUCUCCAAUGCAGGACUGUUCAAUACUUAUGAGCACUUACUGCCAGAGAGUGCCCGUUGUCUUCCAGGUGUGAAGCAGCAGCUGCAGAUGGUACGGCCUGGCUUGAGCAUGUUCUCGAUUUUUAUCUGCCUGAGAGGCAGCAAGAAGGAUUUGGGUCUGCAGUCCACCAACUACUAUGUUUAUUUUGACAUCAACAUGGACAAAGCGAUGGAGAAGUACAUCUCCCAGACUAAGGAAAAGGCUCCAGAACACAUCCCUCUUCUCUUCAUUGCUUUCCCAUCAGCUAAGGACCCAACUUGGGAGGACCGAUUCCCAGACAGGUCCACAAUGAUCUUGCUGGUGCCCACCGCCUUUGAGUGGUUUGAGGAGUGGCAGGAGGAGCCGCAGGGAAAGCGGGGUACUGACUAUGAGAAGGUCAAAAACACCUUCAUUGAAGCCUCUAUGUCGGUGGUCAUGAAACUGUUCCCACAUCUGGAGGGGAAGGUGGAGAGUGUGACUGGAGGAUCCCCGCUGACCAACCAGUUCUUCCUGGCUGCUCCCCGAGGUGCCCCCUAUGGGGCUGACCAUGACCUAGGUCGCCUGCAUCCUCAUGUGAUAGCCUCCAUAAGGACCCAAAGCCCCAUCCCCAAUCUCUACCUGACAGGCCAGGAUAUCUUCACCUGUGGGCUAAUGGGGGCCGUGCACGGGGCCCUGCUGUGCAGCAGUGCCAUCUUGAAGCGGAACUUGUACUCAGACCUUAAGGACCUUGGCUCAAGGGUCAAGGCACAGAAGAAGAUGAUGUAGUUUAGUCAGGGAUGAGUAAAGAGGA
This is a messenger RNA of Castor canadensis (American beaver), 1887 nucleotides long. RefSeq names its product retinol saturase (gene Retsat). Gene Ontology annotation, biological process: retinol metabolic process. Gene Ontology annotation, cellular component: endoplasmic reticulum membrane. The record is from RefSeq and is a predicted model, not a curated record. Gene Ontology annotation, molecular function: all-trans-retinol 13,14-reductase activity. NCBI's taxonomy places the organism in Eukaryota, Metazoa, Chordata, Mammalia, Rodentia, Castoridae.